ACGGAUAAUUCUACUUCUGAUUAAUACCCAUCAUUCUGUAAAGCUCAAAGAGCAAUUAGCUAUCAAAUUGAGUCUUUUUAAAUUACCAGGCCCAAUUUUCGGUACAGAUAAUUGAACAAUAGCAUCAAAACCAUUGUUUAUCCACUCUCAGGCGAGUAACAACCUUCACCAUGUCCGCCUUAGAUGUUGAAGCCCUCUUGGAUUCAACCGCAGCUGCUACUCCUGUCGAGCAAAAUGGAUCUGCUAAGGUUAAAGAAUCCGAUGAUCGCCACAAGGGUGAACGCAGCGAAAGACGCGACCGUGAUAGAAUUCGCGAUGAUAGCAGAGAUCGCGACAGAGACCGAAAACGUCGAGCUCGCAGCAGAGACAGAAACGAGAAAGACGGCACUUCAACCCCAAUAAGUGAGAAUGGAAGCGCAAAGGGUAGGCGCAGAAGCAGAAGUCGCGAUGAUAAUCGUCGACACCCACGUCGCCGUAGAGAUACCCCCGAAGAAAACGGCCGCAGAGAUGGAGAUUAUUAUAGGGGAGGUAGGGGUGGUGGUCGUCAACGCUCACGAACUAGAAGUCCUGAUAGAUAUUACCGUCCACGAGGUGACCGCCGUGAUCGCGACGAGGCAGACAAGCCUCGUGAAGAACGCCGACCUAGAAGUCCUAAACGAGAAGGCACACCUCCCCUGACUGAAGAUGAACGGGACAGGCGCACCGUUUUUGUACAACAACUAGCAGCUCGUCUCAGAACUAAAGAGCUCAUAGCAUUCUUUGAAAAGGUUGGCCCCGUCAAGGAGGCGCAGAUUGUAAAGGACAGAGUCAGUGGUAGAUCUAAAGGGUAAGUUUUGGUUCGCAAUUCUUUUACAUGAUUCCAUUAUUAAUUUCGCACAGUGUUGGCUACGUUGAGUUUAAAAACGAAGAAUCAGUUCCUGCCGCUAUUCAACUCACUGGACAGAGACUCCUAGGAAUCCCAAUUAUUGCACAACUCACUGAGGCUGAGAAGAAUCGACAAGUUCGCAAUCCAGAGGCUACCACCAGUAACCCUAACCAAAUUCCUUUCCAUCGACUAUAUGUGGGUAAUAUACAUUUCAGCAUCACUGAAGCCGAUUUACAGAAUGUGUUUGAGCCAUUUGGUGAGCUCGAAUUUGUCCAGUUGCAAAAAGAAGAGCAAGGACGUAGUCGGGGUUAUGGAUUUGUCCAGUAAGCUUUUUCUAGGAAAGGUUAUGUAGCUAUACUAACAACUACAAUAGAUUCCGUGAUCCAAAUCAAGCUAGAGAAGCGUUGGAGAAGAUGAAUGGAUUCGAUCUUGCUGGUAGACCAAUCCGUGUUGGUCUUGGAAACGAUAAGUUCACUCCUGAAUCUACCGCCAGUCUUCUACAAAGAUUUCAUGGCCAAAGCCACCAACAACAAUUCCAGGGUUCCGCAUUUUCCGGCGCUGGUGGGCGAGGCCCUACCGCUGCCGGUGGUAGUAAUUUCGAUCGUGCUGGUGGUCGUGAUAAUGAUAAAGGUGCGGGUGGUGCUAGUGCUUUGGACGACACUGACGUUGGCGGCGUAAACUUCAACAAUUAUAGUCGAGAUGCAUUGAUGAGAAAACUCGCCAGAACAGAUGAUACCACGACUGCCGCGAACCACGAGAGACGAGAAGUAUCAAAACCUAAAACAGAGACCAAAGCUUUACCAGUCAAUGUAAACAUGGCUAGCCGCUGUGUUGUACUCAAGAACAUGUUCGAUCCUACAGAGUUAGUAAUACAUUCCCCUGUGUCAACCCAUUGCUAAUCAAAUUCACAGAGAGGACGGUGAGAAUUGGGAAAAAGAACUCGAGGAUGAUGUCCGCGCAGAAGCGGAAGAAAAAUAUGGCCACGUUGUUCACAUUGCUUUAGAUCCGAACUCCCAAGGAGAUAUUUAUCUCAAAUUCGACCGAGUACAAGGAGGAGAGAACGCUAUUAAGGGUCUAAAUGGCAGAUAUUUUGGUGGACGAAUGAUUAGCGCUACUCCUGUUGUGGAUGCAGUCUACAGCAGUUUGUUCUCUCGCACAAAGGCUAUUUGAGAUGCUAAUUAUGGCCUACAUCCCGUUUGAAUUAGGCUCGUAUCUGGUAAGAGGUAAUCUCCUGUCUUAUAUGAGAAGACUAAUAUUGAGUAGAUUUUUAUCACAGAAAUCUCCAUGCGGUAGGCAUAAAUACCUUCGAAAACGUCACCGACACUGUGACUACCGAAGCAGCAACCACAUCGUUAUAUCAAUACGUAAUCCAAGUAUUCAAGAUGUUCCGGAUUUGAAACUCGACUCAAGCAUCUCAGGCAAACGUUCGAGAACAUUGCUGAUUUCUUUAUGCAGGAGCUUCACGAGCCUUACCCCCUGCCUAUAAUUCCACUGAUUGCACAUAGGGACCAAUUACUGUACACAAAUUUCAUCACUAUCAUUUUUUUUUUUUGGCAUACAUGCUUUCGAGUCUGACGAUAGCACACUUUAGUUA
Sclerotinia trifoliorum is the source of this 2459-nucleotide messenger RNA. Lineage: Eukaryota; Fungi; Ascomycota; Leotiomycetes; Helotiales; Sclerotiniaceae. The record is from the annotation of a GenBank genome assembly.